Xyrauchen texanus (razorback sucker) is the source of this 3282-nucleotide messenger RNA. Its product is annotated as Na(+)/H(+) exchange regulatory cofactor NHE-RF1-like. Gene Ontology annotation, biological process: protein localization to plasma membrane. The coding region runs from base 214 to 1311 and encodes 365 amino acids. Gene Ontology annotation, cellular component: apical plasma membrane. Gene Ontology annotation, molecular function: signaling receptor binding; protein-membrane adaptor activity. The record is from RefSeq and is a predicted model, not a curated record. NCBI's taxonomy places the organism in Eukaryota, Metazoa, Chordata, Actinopteri, Cypriniformes, Catostomidae. The transcript has 6 exons.
UUGACACGCAAGAGGGCCCGCGAAGCCCUGACUGGAUUCACUUAAAAGAAAACUGCGAUUGGACUUGUUACAGAGUCGUAACAUAGGGAAGACGUGCUGGGGGCACGGAGUGUUUAAGGUCUACUCGUAGCCUAUCUAUUUUUUUUUUUUAGCGACUGGGUCCUACUUUCUCUUCGUUUUUGUGUAUCUGCGAAACUCUGAAAGUAAUACGAAAUGUCCAGCAACCUCAGGCCAAGGCUGUGCGUUUUAGAUAAAGGGGACAGCGGAUACGGUUUCCAUCUCCACGGCGAAAAGGGCAAGCUCGGUCAGUUCAUACGGCAUGUAGAGCCCGACUCCCCGGCCGCCUCCGCGGGUCUGCUGGCCGGUGACAGACUGGCGUUCGUGAACGGGGAGAGUGUUGAGGACGCGAAGCAUCAACAGGUGGUGUCCCGCAUACGAGAAGUCACGGGAAAACUCGAACUCAUCGUGGUAGAUGCAGAGACCACAACACUGCUUCAGAAGCAUAACUUGAAGUGCAAGAAGGAGUAUGUGACUGAUGGGAUACCGAUACCGAGCAGCGCUGGAUCGGACCACGAAGAUGAGGUGAAUUACGGGGCGCCACGGGAAUCAACCCCCGUCCCGGAGACAAACGGAAACAUAAGUUUGGAGAGACUGAGCGUGAGCUCCAAGGAAUCAAUGUCCGAGUUGCGUCCACGUCUUUGUCACAUGAAGAAGGGUGCCACUGGAUACGGCUUUAACCUGCACACAGAAAAGUCUAAACCCGGCCAAUACAUAAGGGCGGUGGAUGAGAACUCCCCAGCAGACCAAUCUGGACUUCGACCUCAAGAUAAAAUAGUGCAGGUGAAUGGUGUUGCUGUGCACGGGAUGCAGCAUUCAGAUGUGGUGGCAACCAUUAAAGCAGGAGGUGAGGAGACCACACUACUGGUGGUGGAUCCUGAAGCAGAUGCCUUCUUUGCCAGCUGUCAGGUCCUGCCCACUGAGAAACAUCUCACAGGUCCACUCCCAGAACCUGUUGUCAGCCGUGAUGCAGAUGAUCAGGUGAAUGGAAGUGCAGCGCAGGAGGAAAAGCCCGAAGUAUCAAUGAGUCUCUCAAACUCUAGCACCACUUCCAACACAUCUGCUUCUGCAGUUCCAACCAGUACUCCACCUCCAGAGGAGAAACAAAAAAGGAUACCUUCAAAUGAAGAUCCCGGAUUAUCUCUGAACAUGUCCCUGCAGCAGGCCAAGGAACAAGCUCAUAAGAAACGCUCCAACAAAAGAGCUCCAGCAAUGGACUGGAGCAAAAGAAAUGAGCUCUUCAGCAACCUCUGAAUCUUUUUUUUUUGUGCCCCCCUUUCUCAUUCUUCUGGUCUCCUUUAGUUCUUUUGAUCGUGUUUUUUUUCUUUGCUUCCUCUCCCCACUGAAAUUCUUCUCUUGUGCUUCUCCUUUACAUCAUGCCUCCUUUCUUCUUGUCCGUCCUCGCUAUCCAUUUUUCCUCUUCGCUUGUACACUUGCACACAUUAGAAACCUCUUUCACGUGCGUAUUCUUUUUAAACCAGUGUUGUUUUGCCCCUGUGAUUUCUGAAUCUGUUGAUUUUAUAAUGAAGUAAUUUGUUUCACAUUUUUGUUUAGCAACUUUUGUCGACUUCAUUUACCUCUAUACCACUGGUAUAAAACUUCAUACGAUUUAAAGGGUUAGCUCAUGCAAAAAUGAAAAUUCUGUCAUCUAGUCAUGUUGUUCCAAACCCACAUGAGAAAUUGCGCUGCUCUUUCAAUUACAAUUUAAGAGGCAGUCAGUUCUCCACAGAAGAAAGUCAUGCAGGUUUGGAACAUGAGGGUGAGUAAAUGAUGAUGUGUUUUAUUUUUGGCCGAACUAUCCCUUAAAAAUUACUGUAUAAUGUGGAAUAUAUUUUUUAAAGACUCUGAAUCUCUUAUCUAUAUAUUUUCUUUCUUUGCUUAAUAAUGAUGGUCUGUAUGAAGUAUAAAGUGGAAGUUGUAUUUCUUUCAGAUAUGGUCUUAAAGUUUGAGUUUCCAAGUAACUUUAGUGUUGCAGUCCAUUUUAAUUUACAUUUUUUAUAAAUCAAUCAAUAUAAGGUGUAGAAGCUACAGCCUUCUAAUGUUGUAAGUGUGAGCUUUAUAAAAAAAUGGUCUGGGACACAUUAACCACUGUGAAUGAGGUUAUCAUUUUUGACUGAAUUACUAUUAUUUGAAUGUUGACUGUAAAGAACCUUCAAAAUAAAAAAAGAUGUUAUUUAAAAUUCUUUUUUUUAGUUUUUGAACAACACGUUAAUUUUAAAUAGAGUAAGAACUGGAUGUUUAAGCAUGAAAUGUUUGUGGCAAAACAUUACUUGUAAAUCAUGCACAGUAGUUUUGUUCUUGAAAUUUCUCUUUACUCCAUUUGUCUUUUUAGUUGGUUAAGUUGUAAUACAAAUAUUAAAACGUUCCUGCUUCUUUAAAGGGAUAGUUCACCCUAAUAUAAAAAUUCCCACCCACAUGCCAUCCCAGAUGUUUAUGACUUUCUUCUGCAGAACACAAAGAUUUUUGAAGAAUAUUUCAGCACUGUAGGUCCAUAUAAUGCAAGUGAAUUGUGACCAAAACUUUGAAGAUCCAAAAAGCACAAAGACAGCAUAAAUAAUCCACAAAUUACCCAUAAGACUCCAGUGGUUUAAUCCAUGUCUUCUGAAGCUAUCGAAUCAACUUUGGAUGAAAUCAGACCAAAAUAACUCCAUUUGCACAAUAAAUCGUAAGCAGUCUCUUUUGCGUUAGCGCCAUCUAGUGAUCUGCACAUAUGUAAAUCACCGAGAACUGUAAUCGAACUUGAAAUCAUGAUUGUUUCUAGAGACUGCAAUAGCAAGAUGUACAGUGAAAAAGGAGUUACGUUUUGGUCUGUUCUCACCCAAACUCAAUUUGAUUAAGACAUGGAUUAAACCACUGGAGUCCUAUAGAUUAUGCUGCCUUUAUGUGGUUUUUGGAGAUUCAAAGUUUUGGUCAACAUUCACUUGUAUUGUAUGGACUACAGAGCUGAAAUCUUCUUCUAAAAAUCUUAAUUUGUGUUCUGCAGAAGAAAGUCAAACAUCUAGGACGGCAUGAGGGUAAAUGAUGAGGGAUAUUGGGUGAACUAUCCCUAUAAUGAACUCGAGUCUUUGUUCUACACUCUGUAAAGUAAUUUUAAUUCCCCACUUGCUUGGGGAAAAUUAUAAUGUCACAUUUUCCUAGUAAAUAACAAAUCUAAGGCUUUAAAUUAUGUAUUUUUUUUCUUCAUAUUUGUUGAAUUUUAGAUCGGGUCAUUGUGCACAUAUUCUU